AUCGGUAAACCGGAAAUAAACAGAAACAUGUCUCGAGGAAACUCAGAAUAUGACCUACGAGAUGAAAACCAAGUGAAAGAGUACUUAAAGAAUGUCUUGGUUGAAUAUCAGUUUAGUUGUUUUAAAGAGAAAGACCCUACAGGAUGUCACAGAUUAGGAUACUUCCAUGGUUAUGUCGACAAGGAUAAACCUGACUCUAUCGAUAAUGCAAAACGAGUAUUCAAAAUGAACUGUGAGGAAAACAAGUUCGGACAAAGCUGUGAUUCCUUGGCUGCUAUUUACCUUAAUGAAAAAAAGUAUGUAUUUCAAAAAGAAGCACGAGAUGACAUCCUCAAAUAUUUUCAAAAUGCCUGUGAGUAUGGAUAUUACACAGCUUGUAAAAACGUAGGAGUUUUGAUGCUGGAAAAGCAUGUUCUAUGGGAAGACUAUCAUGACACCAAAAAAGGAAGAGAAUAUCUUGAUCUGGCGUGUGAAAAGAAAAACGUAGGCGCUUGUUACAUUCUUCAAAGACUUUUAAGCAAGAGAGCUCCGGAAAGGGCUUUAGGUUAUGCAGUGAGAGGCUGCGAGUUAGACGAUAUCAAAUCUUGUCAAACUGCUUACCAGAUGUACCUCAAAGGCAUUGGAAUAGAGAAAGACUCAGAAAAAGCUCAAUUUUACAAAGAAAGAAUGGAAUACAUUUUCAGAAACCAUAUUGCUACGAAGCCCGAUGAGUCUGUAAGAGUGACUAUGUAAUAAAGAUUCAUGUAGCAUUUAUAUUAAAAUAGUGUUUGCUAUUUGAUGUUGUUAUUAAAUAUUAUGAAUAUAA
This is a messenger RNA of Magallana angulata, 805 nucleotides long. Its product is annotated as cytochrome c oxidase assembly factor 7-like. Lineage: Eukaryota; Metazoa; Mollusca; Bivalvia; Ostreida; Ostreidae. The coding region runs from base 28 to 732 and encodes 234 amino acids. Gene Ontology annotation, cellular component: mitochondrial intermembrane space. Gene Ontology annotation, molecular function: protein binding. The record is from RefSeq and is a predicted model, not a curated record. The transcript is spliced from 3 exons.